Molecule: messenger RNA, 1873 nt
Organism: Lolium perenne
Lineage: Eukaryota; Viridiplantae; Streptophyta; Magnoliopsida; Poales; Poaceae
Biological process (GO): negative regulation of transcription elongation by RNA polymerase II
Molecular function (GO): histone reader activity
Source: RefSeq, a predicted model, not a curated record
UCCCCCUUUCCGGUCUUGCCCUUGCGCCCAUUGGUCUUGGAGCGGAGACCGGAGCCAAAAACCCCCAAAUACUCCCAACCCCUCCGCCUCCCUUGCCAGCCAUUGCUGCAGCGGCAAGCCUCCAUCGUCUCGCCCCUUCCCUUCGCGGCCAUUGUCGCCGCCUCCGCUUCAUCGUCCUCCUAACCUGGACUCGCCGUAUUCGAGCGCCGCCGCCGCCGCCGCGGAGGGGCCGCGCGAUGGACGACGCAUUCCCAGCAGACUGUGAGAUAUGUGGCAGUGGACAGAAUCAAGAUUGUAUGGUAAAAUGCAUUCAGUGCAAUGGCUAUCAACACCGUUAUUGCUUAAUGGUGGCGCCAUUGGAAAUGGGAGGUGGAUGGUGUUGCUCUGAAUGCCAGGAAAAGGCUAAUGGGAACCCAAAACCUAUUCAAGGUGGAAGUAAAACUCUAAUGCUGGAUAACAAUCGGAGCAUGGCCCACCAAAUUGGUGUUAAAACACCGCAGAUAUAUGAAAAUUCUAAAGUGAAAUUCAUUCCCUGUGAUGAGGCUGCACUGUUGACUAAAGAGAGGCCUGCAGCUCGUAGAAGGACAAAAUUUGUCGUGCAGCGCACAUAUAGUCAGAUCCGUCCUGUAUAUCCUCCAAACAUGAAAUGCAUAUCACCAUGUAGACAGGUUCGCCCUGAAUCGCCUCCAAAUGUGAAACCAUCAUCCAGUAUGAAGUCCAUACUUCCAAGUAGACAGGUUGGUCCUUCAUCUCCUCGAAGUAUGAAACAGAAGUGUGCAUCUCCCAGUAGGAGUGAUAAUCAAGUAUUAUCCUUGAGACCAUGUGUUGUCGCAAGUCAAAACCUGAUAAAAGCUGAUGAUAUAAACAGGAGACAAAAAGUACAGUCAGGGGCAGCGAUUCCUAUGGUUCCACAAAAUACGAAAAUAGCAGUUAAAGAAAAUGUUCAUCUGGUUCGGCUUAAGGAAGAGAAGGUAGAACAUGGAGAUAAAGGAAAACGAAAAUCCAGGGUAGAAUGUCAGCCUAGAGAGGAAAAUGCAUUCAAUGCUUCAGUUGCUAAUAUUGGAUGCCAGUCUGGAUCAAAGAGUCUGCACCACAAUAUAGACAUGCCAGUGAUCAUCAGCUCAAGUGUGGAGUAUGCACGACGCCCUCCACCAGAGGCGAUCUGUUGGAGGGGACACAUUGUUCUUUCCAAUGGAGAAAAUCGUAACCUUGGUGAAUUUAAAGCAUACCACCCAGCUAGAGUAUCACCCCGAGUUUGGAAUAUUGCGAAAAACAUGUCUAGUAACCUACAACUGAAGAUAUUGCCUCGAAUGAAGUACUGGCCAAAGACGUUUGAACAAAUAUGUCCAGUUUAUGAUGACGUUGCCUUGAUAUUUUUCUCUGCGGAACUUGACUGUUGGAAGCGUCAUCAUCUCUUCGAGGCCUACUGUGGUUUUGUCAUGAAGGCAUACAUUGAUGACAUGAUGUUGUUGAUAUAUUCCUCAGAAGUACUUCCACCUGAUGCUCAGUGGAUAGACGGAGAGAACUACUUAUGGGGUGUUUUUGUGAAGCCAAAGCCAAAGAGCAAUCCUGUGACAUGACCUCUUGGUUUCCUUGGUAAUGAUCAGUAAGAGGCAGUAAAUUCUAGAGAUGACAGAGGACUCUCGAUUAUAUGCAGUACUCACAUCAUGGCACAGAGGCAAAGAAUUUGGUUGAUCCACUUGAUCUCAUUACUAAAGGAAGCUCGAAUUUGCUGGGCAUUGACAAUUUGUAAACUGUUACUAGUAUCCAUUGUCUACCAUUUUUUUACUAUGUAUGCCUGAUCUGUUGUGAGUUGUUGUGAAAUGGAGAAUGUUCAAGGUAUAUUGGGGUAAAAUGGAUGACCAUCCGAAAA